Molecule: messenger RNA, 1238 nt
Organism: Truncatella angustata
Lineage: Eukaryota; Fungi; Ascomycota; Sordariomycetes; Amphisphaeriales; Sporocadaceae
Product: Longin-like domain-containing protein
Exons: 1
Coding region: 168-776 (202 amino acids)
Biological process (GO): endoplasmic reticulum to Golgi vesicle-mediated transport; retrograde vesicle-mediated transport, Golgi to endoplasmic reticulum; vesicle fusion with Golgi apparatus
Cellular component (GO): SNARE complex; endoplasmic reticulum-Golgi intermediate compartment; ER to Golgi transport vesicle membrane
Molecular function (GO): SNAP receptor activity
Source: RefSeq, a predicted model, not a curated record
CGACGACGACGACGACGACGACGACCACCACCACCUCCUCCUCCAGUCCUUCGCAUACGUAACCAGCAAACAUGAUCAGGUCGACACAAAUAGCCCGCGUCGGCGACGGUGCGCUUCCUUCUCCUUCCACCACCACCCUCCUCUUCUGACCUCCCUUCUCAGGCCUCAUGCUAUGCGCCUCGGUCGACGACGAAUCCACCGAGUCCUCCCUCGCCGAGAUCAAGUCCCAGGUGAAGCUGAUCCUGCGCCGCCUGAACAAGAACGCCGAGCCGCAGGCCUCCAUCGAGUCGGGCAGCUUCACCCUGCACUACCUGCUGAGCAGCGACAUCGUCUUCCUGUGCAUCUGCGAGCGCUCGUACCCGCGCAAGCUGGCCUUCACCUACCUCUCGGACAUCAGCACCGAGUUCCAGAACUCGUACCCGGCCGCCCAGCUGCACAGCCCGACCCUGCGCCCCUACGCCUUCAUGGAGUUCGACACCUUCAUCAACCGGACCAAGUCGACCUACGCCGACGCCCGCGCCACCCAGAACCUCGACAAGCUCAACGACGAGCUGAGGGACGUCACCAAGGUCAUGACCAAGAACAUCGAGGACCUACUGUACAGGGGCGACUCCCUCGACAAGAUGGGCGAGAUCAGCUCGAGGCUGCGCGACGACAGCCGCAAGUAUCGCAAGGCCGCCGUCAAGAUCAACUGGGACCUCAUGCUCAAGCAAUACGGCCCCUUCGCCGUCUUCGGCCUCAUCGUUAUAUUUUUCAUAUGGCUGCGCUUCUUCUAGAGCAUCAAAUGAACUGAGGAAGUGAAACCGGAUGGGGGCAAGGGGUGCCGUCCGAGGGACCUGUUGGAACCAGGUCCUGAUUUAUUAUACCAUAGCCAUGGACACGUCCUCGGAGGGGAACAAGCUGAGGCGUUGGCUUAUGCAAGAAGAUAUGGCAGAUGAUGCCGAAAAGAGCUUUUGUCUAAUCGAGCAUGUCGUCCGAGAGAGAUAGAGGCGCAUUUCUAUACCACGUGGCGGCGUUUGACGAGCAUCUGCUGUACAAUAUAUUCAAGUCCAUGCGCCGGCAUAAUAUGGUCUACGUAGGGUUAUCUAGGAGGCCCGCUUCGGGUGAGGUGCCAGAAGAGCCGAGUCUGCAGCGAGCAGACAGUCGCUGGGCGCGUACAUUAUUAGUCAGGCAAGAACAUAACAGCAGCAAUAUAUCUGCUGCAAUACCAAACAUAAUGAGAACAAUUCACAAAGCAU